AUGGUACAUACUGUUCUUCGAAUCCGACCGUGGGUAAUGACUCGCUUUCAAUCCCUACAUGCUGGCAUCAUGGCUAUCCUCGACACUUUUCGGGCAGGGCCCUGGAGUCCACCAAAUUACCAGCUGCUUGAUGGAGCUCGAGAGAAGUCAUAUAACUAUUACAAUCGCACAACCAAGAGAACUUGGACCGUGGCUGGCUCGCUAGUAGCAGUCAUCUUCUUCAUCUGGUGUUUCCCGUUAUUGCCGACAUCCUUCACUCGCAUUGCGGAUGAACGACUAUGCGAUCAUCCCAUCAUCACACUUGUGUCAAAUGCCAGGGAAACAUUCAAUCAAACGUUGACGCGUCAAUCGAAGUCCUUAGACGAGGCGGUGUUGGAAUACCGUCGACGGUACAACAUGCCGCCGCCGCCCCACUUUGACAAAUGGUACGAGUUUGCGAAGGAGCGCAAUACGAUGUUAAUCGAUGAGUAUGAUGCGGUAUACCACUCACUGCUCCCGUUCUGGGGGCUGUCACCACAUACAAUUCGGUCGCGUGUCAGAGAAGAUCUGGGUUUCGAUAACGUGGUGAUGGGGAUUUCGAUACGCAAUGGCGAGGCUAUCCACUUGGGCAAUGGCCAGGGAAAUUUCCAACGCGAUGCCGCGAUGAAGCAAUUUGGCAAAUUCGCGCAAUGGUUGCCAGACAUGGAUCUCGAAUUCAAUGUUCAUGAUGAACCACGCGUCGUGGUGCCUCAUCAAGACCUGCACCGAUUGGUGCUCAAAGGCCGUGCAGCGCAGGCUAACCUGAGCCGCAACCCGUUGUUAGAUGCUUUCUCAGGCAACAAUGAUACUGCGGAGCCCAUACCAGAAAUCCUGACAACUAGAUUUCUCAACAUCGAAAAACAAGAAACUUGGCUCUACUCACGAUUAUCGUGCCCUCCCGAUAGUCCGACUAUGGACCUCGAUGGCAGUGCGCCCGACAAUACUAGUGCUUUUGCCAUUCAACCUUUGGGGUUCAUCUACAAUCAAUCCGCAUCUAGCGAUAUCUGCAACAGUCCAUCUAUGCAUCGUCGGCUUGGGAUUUUCGAGUGGCCAAAUGCCUUCAAGCUCACAAACGAGCUAGUUCCCAUGUUUUCAAUGUCGCGUCCGUCUCUUUUUCAGGACAUACCCAUCCCUUCUCCGUGGUAUUAUGAAGAGGUCGGAGGCUAUGAGCCAGAACCAGAUAUUUCAUGGGAGUCAAGAAGAAGACAGCUUUACUGGCGAGGAACCACUACAGGUGGACAUAGUCAUGGUGGAUCCUGGCACAACCUACAGCGACAGCGGGUCAUCGCCUCACUAGAACGAAAGUCGGGACAGCAGAUUCUCGAACGCAAUCAAGACUCUACUUGCAGCAUCGGAGGCGAUGAAGGAUGGAAGGCCCGCGAAGCAAAUCAAACCGAGCUCGCUGACUACUUCAACGCCCACUUUGUUGACAUUGUCGAUUGCGAAGAAGACUGCGACGAUGAGUGGGAAUUCUUCGAUGUGGUUGAUCGCGAAGACCAUAGCGAGGCAUGGAACUACCGAUAUCUAUUAGAUAUGGACGGGCAUGCCUACAGUGGGCGAUUCUACGCAUUCAUGCGUAGCAAAAGCGUUCCACUGAAGCUAACAUUUUUCCGGGAGUGGCAUGAGGAACUACUGAUCCCGUGGGUACACUACGUGCCGCUGAACAAAGAUGCCAACGAGAUACCCGAGAUUAUUCGCUUUUUUGAGCAAGAUCCUGCUGGCCAGGUUAUCGCUCAGAGAAUUGGCGAAGAAGGUCAGGAUUGGGCUGCGAAGGUCCUCCGCAAUGAUGAUAUGGAUGUUUAUAUGUUUCGCCUUAUGUUGGAAUAUGCCCGUGUGCAAGACCAUCAACGAGAGAGCCUGGGUUUCACUUUGCCGGGUCCAACAGUUAAUAGCUCGACCUGA
This is a messenger RNA of Penicillium brevicompactum, 1920 nucleotides long. RefSeq lists its product as uncharacterized. The record is from RefSeq and is a predicted model, not a curated record. Bases 1 to 1920 code for a protein of 639 amino acids. The transcript has 2 exons. Lineage: Eukaryota; Fungi; Ascomycota; Eurotiomycetes; Eurotiales; Aspergillaceae.